This is a messenger RNA of Macadamia integrifolia, 1176 nucleotides long. Its product is annotated as BURP domain-containing protein 16-like. NCBI's taxonomy places the organism in Eukaryota, Viridiplantae, Streptophyta, Magnoliopsida, Proteales, Proteaceae. Bases 1 to 1176 code for a protein of 391 amino acids. The record is from RefSeq and is a predicted model, not a curated record. The transcript is spliced from 2 exons.
AUGUGCUCAUCAAUUGUCUAUGGGAGGCCACCACCCACCCUACUUACUUGUCUCCCAGGUACUGCCAAGGUGGAAGUUGUUGACCAGCAACUAAUGGCUAGGGACCAAAAGCUUAAGGCCUUGAAGGUUAUAUUUUUAGAAACACAGAACUGGAUGAAGCAGGUUUAUGACAAGAAGCUUAAGGAGCGGGAAUUUGAUGUUGGUGAUUGGGGUUCUCAAUCUGAAAAUGCUUUCAUACAAUACUGGGAAGAGCAUAUUGGUCUUCCACACCUUCCACACUGGUUAGUUGCAAAGGCUUCUUUAUUAAGCCCCCAUCAUGUGGCAGUGUUUAUGAAACUUGUGGAGAAAAAUGAGUUGGCUUCCAACCUGCGUUCGUUUUGUAAGCAAGCUAAUAUUGAUUGUUCUACAAAUGCACUGGUGAAGAAGACAACGGGCUGCACAUCCCUCCCACCAGUAGCCUUAUGGAAUGAAGCCAAAGUGAAAUAUGAUUUUCCGAAUGAAACACCCCAGUCAAUUGCCAGCCAAGGGGGAUUGCCAUAUUUCCGGAAGUCGAUGGUCAAAGAGGGAAGUGUCAUGCCUAUCCCUGAUCUAAGGGAUCCAAUGUCAUAUAAAUCAUUCUUGCUGCGAUCUAUAGCAUCAAAAAUGCCAUUUUCUGUUGCCCAUAUUGAGGAAUGGAAGAAGCUUUUUGGUGUGGAAGAUGAAUCAAACAUGGAUGAAUAUAUACAAGACACCCUUGAAAUAUGUGAGAAGAGCCCCAUUCAAGGUGAGAAGAGAACUUGUGCAACUUCCGCCGAGGAUCUUAUUGAUUUUGUCGUCAAAGAAUUAGGGCACUAUGCUCAUUUAUGGAGUACUGAAAGUGUGGAAGGAUCUUAUGAGAAUGUCACAAUUGGAGUUGUGAAACUCAUAUAUGGAAAUCUUUCUGAAUCACCAGCCUUAUGUCAUAGCCAGUCAUUCAUAUUUCAAGUCUAUUAUUGCCAUGUCAUACAGAAAGUAAGAGUAUAUGCAGUUGAUAUACAUGCUCGGAAGACAGUGAAUCGUGCGAUCAUGGCAUGUCACUAUGACACAUCAACUUGGAAUCCAAAUCAUCUUGCUUUUAAGUUACUGGGUCUUGGCUCAGGCCAAAUUGAAAUCUGUCAUUGGAUAAAUGAGAAUGGAAUAGUCUGGACAAAGACUUAA